Messenger RNA from Pochonia chlamydosporia 170, 765 nucleotides. RefSeq lists its product as hypothetical. Bases 1 to 765 code for a protein of 254 amino acids. The record is from RefSeq and is a predicted model, not a curated record. The transcript is spliced from 3 exons. Lineage: Eukaryota; Fungi; Ascomycota; Sordariomycetes; Hypocreales; Clavicipitaceae.
AUGCAGAUCAAAAACUUCGUCGUCGCUGCCUUGGCAGUUACUACUGCCGCAACUUCAAUCAACAGGGAACACACAGCUAUACGCCGCAACCUAACCGCCGCGGUUGUUCAAGAUGCGACCCAAGACUUGGCUGGCACAUCAUUCCUCAGCCCCGACGACGUUAUAAGGGGUCUCGAAAAGCUCACCGACAUUGCUGAUUCCAUGAUUGAUAUUGCUGGUGACUUUGUCAACUUGAAUGUAGUCAAGGUCGUGCCUGAUCUCAUCAAACUUGCCAAAGCUUUCGCCGAGGAAGUCACAACUAUCGCGAGCUUCUUUGGCAUUGGCGGUGGUGGCUCCGGCAAUGGAGGUCUCCUCGGCGGUAUCCUAGGAGGAGCAGGAGGCUUGUUCGGCGGCGGUAAUAAGGGAGGUGACAGCAAUGGCCAGAAACAGGAGGAAUUCUCUCAGGACAAGCAGCUUGAGAUUUGCAAACUUUUCCACAAGUUGGUUGUAACGGAAGAAAAGUUCUUCGACCUCUUUAUUGGCAAAGCUGGCGUCUUGGCCAAGAUUCCUAUUGUUGGGCAACUCGUCAUCCCGGCGUUGAAGAAGUUCGAAGAUGCCAUCAAUGGCGUUGCCAGAAAGAUUAUCAAGCUUGUGCCGACUUGUGCGGACGAUGCUAAGAAGGAUCUGGACAGGCUUCAGACCAAGCUUACUGAUGCUGAGAGCGCUUAUACUUUCAAGUAUGACUACACUUUUUCUACUGUCAAUCCUCAACCAACUGGGAGGUAA